GGGGGGUGGGGGGCGGUUAAUAUUGCAGUUUGUAAAUGAAGGGCGAGCGCGGUGGGAGGGCGGCGCCUGGCCCCUGCUGGCCGUGGCUGGAAACCCCGUGGCGGGGCGCGAGAGGCCCUCUUUCGCUGAUCCGCCGUCGAGGCCGCGGGCUGAAUCGACGCUCAUCAUGCAGAUCUUUGUGAAAACCCUCACGGGGAAGACGAUAACCCUCGAGGUUGAACCCUCGGAUACCAUUGAAAAUGUUAAGGCUAAGAUUCAGGACAAGGAAGGUAUUCCCCCUGAUCAGCAGCGACUGAUCUUUGCAGGAAAACAAUUGGAAGAUGGCCGUACACUUUCUGAUUAUAACAUCCAGAAGGAAUCGACUCUACACCUUGUAUUGAGACUUCGUGGUGGUGCCAAGAAGAGGAAGAAGAAGUCCUACACUACCCCAAAGAAGAACCAACAUAAGAGGAAGAAGGUUAAACUGGCUGUCCUUAAAUAUUACAAGGUGGACGAGUAUGGGAAAAUCUAUCGUCUACGCCGUGAAUGUCCCUCAGAGGAGUGUGGUGCUGGUGUGUUCAUGGCUAGUCACUUCAACAGGCAGUAUUGUGGAAAGUGUUGUCUGACAUACUGCUUCAACAAGGCUGAAGAUGCAUAAUUAUAUACAUUUUAAUAAACUAUGAUGGAAAACAAA
Amblyraja radiata (thorny skate) is the source of this 673-nucleotide messenger RNA. It is a transcript of the gene rps27a, whose product is annotated as ribosomal protein S27a. The record is from RefSeq and is a predicted model, not a curated record. The transcript has 6 exons. The coding region runs from base 167 to 637 and encodes 156 amino acids. Gene Ontology annotation, molecular function: protein binding; structural constituent of ribosome. Gene Ontology annotation, biological process: translation. Lineage: Eukaryota; Metazoa; Chordata; Chondrichthyes; Rajiformes; Rajidae. Gene Ontology annotation, cellular component: ribosome.